AUUUGGAAAGAGCGGGGGGCCGACCCGUCUGGUGGGCGGGGCUAGCGGGCGAGACCUGAAACGGAGCUGUCAGGUUUUCUUACGUCAAUUAAUCGAAACGGGUGGGCGGGGAAACGUUGAAUUCCUGCAGCUCAUUGGAUCUGGUAAGCCGCGCCCCCACGGUGGCCCAGAUUCCAGAGGGAGGCGCGGUCAGCGGUCAGCCCACCCGGUUAAAUUGCCAGAGACCUCGCCCUGCGCCUGAACAAUGCUGGGGAAGCGGGUGGGUCGAGUCUUGUUUGCCUCCCGACGUUACCAGCUUCCUUUCCAAACACGCGGCGUGGGUCGUUGCCAGUUUGCAUGGUUUUUAAAUCAUUAGCAUAGGUAAAUACUCGUAGGGCACACCCGCACAGGGCAAGAGCGUCCCCUGUACUGUAGUUACAGGGACGAAGAGGGGAAGAAGGGCGGAACUGCCGCAAACGUCUGGCUUCAAAGGCGGAACUGCCGGAGUGCUUUACGACCGCGGGGGCUCUUGCACGUGUUACGUAGCCCGUUCGGACGAGCGGGAGAGUCGAUCGCUCGCGUGAGUGGCUGGAAGCGGGACGUCUCGGCGGCUGUCUCCGCAUGGCGGCUGUCGAAGAGGAAGAUCCCUGCGGGAGGGAGCUGGCCCUGAGCGAGGAGGACGAGGUGGAAGAGGUGGACCAGGAAGGGGCAGCCAAGAAGCACCGACAACUGGUGGAUGCCCUCACUGCCUUGGUCGGUGGGAAGCGACGACGAGCGGUUGAACGUACUGAGGCCAGCGCGCAGAUUUCAGAAUUCGAUGUGGGUGGUGGAGGUGAUAAAGUUCAGCUCUCGGAGCUGCUGCAACCGGUUUCUGCCUCACCAGCUCUACGCCCCAUUCAGAAACAGCUGAAAAAAGCCCAGCAGAAAAAAGCAACUGAAAUCCCACUUAGUAAGGAAGAGACUGAACGGGUGGUAAGGGAAGCAGCGUACACUCAGACAGCCGAAGCUCUGAACAAGUGGGACCCAGUAGUGAAAAAGAAUCGACGCGCUGAGCAGCUGGUCUUCCCGCUGCAACAGGAGAGCAUGACCAUUGUGCCGAUCGAGGAGGUGAUGUCGGGCUGGCAGGCACGGACCCCCUUGGAGCAAGAGAUCUUCAGCCUCCUCCACAAAACUCAGCAGCCAGUGAAGGAUCCGCUUCUGACCCCACAGGAAAAAAUCUCAUUGAAGGCCAUGAGCCUGGAGGAGGCUAAGCUGCGCCGCAUGGAGCUGCAGAGAGCUCGGGCCUUGCAGUCCUAUUACGAAGCAAAAGCCCGACGUGAGCGGAAGGUUAAGAGUAAAAAGUUUCACAAAAUGCUUAGGAAGGGUAAAAGUCGGAAGGUGCUGCAGGAGUUUGAAACGCUGCGGAAAUGCAACCCCGAGGCUGCCCUGGAGCAGCUGGAGAAAAUUGAGAAAGCACGGAUUGAGGAGAGGAUGAGCCUCAAACACCAGAAUAAGGGCAGGUGGGCCAAGUCAACUGUCAUUAUGGCAAAGUAUGACCUCCAGGCCAGACAGGCGAUGCAAGAGCAGCUGGCUCGGAACAAAGAACUAACCCAGAAGGUCUGUCCUGCCUCAGAAAGCGAAGAGGAAGAAGCGGGUGACAACCCUGAAGCAGAGAAGGAUCUUGUUCCAGAUGUCGUCAAUGAGAGGCAUAUUGGAAUGGAUUCCAGCAACCCCUGGAUGUUAGGAAGAACCCCUGCGGAAUCCAAGGAGGAGCCAAAUGUUCCAGCAGAAGACAGUGGGGAGAGUGAGGGAGAGGGAGAGGAACUGCUCAUGGCCAACGAGAAAGAUUUGUUGCAAGAGUCUGACGGGCAGUGGCAGAGCCUGAAACAUCAGCGAGGCAGUGCUGGGCUUCAAGGACCUAGCAAAGAAGAGGGGCCAGCGGAUGCUCCGCCCAGCCCCCCAUCAAGGGAGCAGCCCUUCCUGAGUGAGAAGCUGAAACGGGUUCGUACCUUGGAGGACCUGGAGGAGGACCUGGAGCCAGAGGCUAUUCCACAGGAAGAUGAAAUGCUGCAACCCAAAGAGGCCCAGCCCUCCCAGUCGGUGGGAGCCGAGCCCCCGCUGCAGCCCCAGGCCGGCAAGUCCAAGAAGUCAGCCAAGCACCAGGCUCUGAUUGAUCUUGAGACAGUCCUUGCGGGGGCACCAUAUCCCACACAGUGCCCGCUGGUGCCUGCUGUUGUGCAGGAUGAGCUGGAGUCAGGCAUAAGCCAGCGGCAGGUGAUCCAAGAGGCUUUUGCCAGCGACAACGUCAUUGAUGACUUUUUGAAAGAGAAGCGUGAAGCUGAAGAGGCCAGCAAGCCGAAAGCAAUUGAUUUGGUGCUUCCAGGAUGGGGCGAAUGGGGAGGUGUGGGGCUGCAGCCAAGCAAAAAGAAAAAGAAAAGGUUCCUCAUCAAGCCAGCCCCUGGACCCCCAAGGAAAGACCGGCACCUGCCCCACGUCCUGCUGAACGAACAGCGGAAUAUUUUAGCUGCAGCUCACCAGGUGAAUCACCUCCCCUUCCCCUUUGAGAACAGUCAGCAGUUUGAACGCAGCAUUCAAGUGCCUGUGGGCUCCACUUGGAACACGCAACGGGCUUUUCAACAGCUGACAGCCCCCCGGGUGAUCACUCAGCCCGGCCAGAUUAUCCAUCCCAUCACUGCAGAAGACGCCAACCUGAACCGUCAGGGAGACAGGUCAACAGCUAAGGUUGGACAGAAACCAGAUUUAGAGUUAAGCCUGCCUCCCCGCCAGCCUCGUCCUCCCCAUAUCUCAAAGAAGAAAGACCGGUAGGAGUGAGUUUGUCCUGGUACUGCCAUGAGCACAACAGCAUCUUGUUGGCGCUGUCCAGAACUCAUUGGACUUUUCUUUACUUCGAUCCUGACUCUUUAUAUGAGGAUCUUAUAUACGAGUGUUUCUCAACCUCAGCAACUGGGUGGCUGGGGAAUUCUGGGAGUCGAAGUCCACACAUCUUAAGUUGCUGAGGUUGAGAAACACUGUUCCAUACCAAGGGUAACACUGCUCAAAUGAAAGUUAUGGUUGCUUUCAUUCAAGUGAUUUGAUUUUAUUCUGUAUUCCUCACUCGCCCGUCCCUUUUUUUUCAAGGCUAAAGAAGCUAGCUCUUCUUGUUAAAACUUCCCUCUUGAUUAACAGACUAACUCAAGGGGCAAGCAGUCCUAUAUCCUCAAGUCUCUUGCAGCCACUGUAAUAAAGUCUGAAACAGAUGCCUUAGGUCUUAUAGAAGCUUAAGGCAUCAUUUUCACCAACCCCACCUCCAAUAAUUGGGUUGAUUCUUCCUGUCUUGCGGGAGGUUAAGGUGCAAGCCGUGUAAGGCGUACACGGAAAAAAGACUCAACAUUUCAGUCAGUUGCCUGUUUGAGACCUCUGAAUUACUGGUCGUAAUUCCACUGUCCUUAAGCAGGACAUAAAAGAAAAGUGUAACACAUAUACACACCAAAAACAAAUUUGCAGUUUAAAUGGAGGAAGAGAAGGGAAGAACAUGGGCCGUUUUCUUGCAGAAGGCCAGGUCUGUUAGCAACUAUCCAACAGAAAGGAAAAAUGAUUGUUGUUUCUCCUCCUUUUUCAUUAAAAUCUUAACCCUCAUCAAUGACUGGAAUUGGCCAACUAAUAAAUGGAUUUGUAUAUUUCUGAAA
Messenger RNA from Python bivittatus (Burmese python), 3644 nucleotides. RefSeq names its product UTP14A small subunit processome component (gene UTP14A). NCBI's taxonomy places the organism in Eukaryota, Metazoa, Chordata, Lepidosauria, Squamata, Pythonidae. Gene Ontology annotation, biological process: rRNA processing. The record is from RefSeq and is a predicted model, not a curated record. Gene Ontology annotation, cellular component: small-subunit processome; nucleolus.